Molecule: messenger RNA, 1845 nt
Organism: Protopterus annectens (West African lungfish)
Lineage: Eukaryota; Metazoa; Chordata; Ceratodontiformes; Protopteridae
Product: vimentin-like
Exons: 9
Coding region: 113-1507 (464 amino acids)
Biological process (GO): intermediate filament organization
Cellular component (GO): cytoplasm; intermediate filament; plasma membrane
Molecular function (GO): structural constituent of cytoskeleton
Source: RefSeq, a predicted model, not a curated record
AAAAAGCGGUCCAGCGAGCCUCUGAUGCACCCUGGUUUACAAUCGGUAAGAAGGAAUUGGAAUCUGAAUUACUUUGUGAAGUAUUUAUCCCUGGAAAGAAAACACUGCCAAAAUGUCCUACCAUCGCUCCUCUUACCGUCGGAUGUUUGCGCCAGAAGGCACAUCUAGUGGGACCACGAUUACCAGGCAUCGUGUGUCCAAUGUUAGCAGGAUGCGUCCUUCGUCCAUCGGCAGCAGUAAGGCAUACACCAGUUACUCAAUGCCGGGCGCCAUCACCCGCUCUUCUAUGAUGAAGGUACGGAGUAGCUUACCUCCAUCAUCCAGACCCUUCGUGUCGGAGACCGUGAACUUCAAAGCGGCCAGCGCCCUCAACACCGAGUACAAGGCUACCCGGACAAACGAGAAGGCAGAGCUGCAGCACCUCAAUGACCGUUUCGCCUCCUACAUAGAGAAGGUGCGCAGUCUCGAGUCCCAGAAUAAGAUCCUGCUGGUGGAACUGGAGCAGCUGAGGGGCAAAGGACCGUCCCGGAUUUCGGACAUCUAUGAGCAAGAACUGAGAGAGUUGAGACUCCAGGUGGACCAGCUCACCAACGAUAAGGACAGGGUGGAAGUGGAGAGGGACAAUCUUGCAGAUGAUCUGCAGAGGCUCAAGGAAAAGUUGGAAAAUGAGAUACUCCAGCGUGAGGAAGCUGAAAGUAAUUUGCAAGCAUUUAGACAGGAUGUGGACAAUGCCUCAUUGGCACGGCUUGACCUUGAGCGCAAGGUUGAAAGCCUCAACGAACAAAUUAUCUUUUUGAACAAACUGCGUGAUGAAGAAGUCCGUGAACUGCAGGCAAAAAUUCAGGAACAGCAUGUCCAGGUUGACAUGGAUGUUUCUAAACCAGAUCUGAGUGCUGCUUUGAGAGAUGUCCGUUUGGAAAUGGAGAAUGUUGCUAAGAGGACUUCUCUUGAGGCUGAGGAAUGGUACAAGUCCAAGUGUGCCGAUCUGGCUGAAUCUGCUUCCCGUAACAGUGAUGCCCUGCGUCAGACAAAACAAGAAUCAAACGAAUACCGUCGACAGCUACAGUCACUAAACUGUGAAAUUGAUGCUCUUAAAGGAACUAAUGAAUCACUGGAGCGUCAAAUGCGUGAAAUGGAGGAGAACUUCAGCAUUGAAGCUGCUAACUACCAAGACACUAUUUCCAGUCUGGAGGAAGAAAUCCGUAACAUGAAGGAUGAGAUGGCACGUCACCUGCGUGAAUACCAGGACCUCCUUAAUGUCAAAAUGGCAUUGGAUAUUGAAAUUGCAACCUAUAGGAAGCUACUGGAAGGAGAAGAAACCAGAAUCAGUAUGCCUCUUCCAGGUUUCAGUACUAUGAGCAUCAAAAGUGAAACCAAUAUGGAGUCUCAGCCCAAGGAUUCUUACAGCAAGAAGACGGUUUUGAUUAGACGCAUUGAGACUCGAGAUGGAGAGGUAGUCAACCAAUCAGAGCAGGUCCAGGAUGCAGAAGACUUAGACUUUGAGUAAAGAAUGAAAAUAAGAAACAUGUAAUGGUCUUCUCACACCUUCAUCAGACAAGGAUAUGGAUUCCUUAACCAGCAAUGUCAGAGCAUCUUUAAAGGAUCUGAAAUGGGAGCAAGAGAAAGAAAAAUAACAGUUUCAAGUGCCUUUAUGCAGUUACUGUAUGUGGAAUGCGCGAGAAUUGUGCUAGACCGUAGGCUUUCUAGGUCUGCUUAAAACAAUGACUCUAGCAGAAAUUAGGAAAUAAGCAGUUUACAGUGAAACACUGUAUCUGAUAGCAAUAUCUUGCGCUUAACAUGUCAGUUUUGAUUACUGAAUUUCAAUAAACACACUUUUCCAGCUUA